GGAGUAUUUGUAGUCAAAGUGAUGACCGUAAAAUUACUGUGCCACUAGAAUCAAAGAACAAAGUUUAUUUAAAAAAAAGUAUCAAAAUAUACAUUGAUGAUAAAGGGGCCAAAGAAAAAAAGUUUAUACAGUGUCUUCGUAAAGGCGUCAUUUUAGACGAAAUAUUUAUUUUUAAGUAAAUUCUCCAAACAGGUAUGCUGAGACACCUCAACAUUUUGCUCUUUAUUCCAUUUAAUUUAUUUUGCCUCGAGCCAUCUCUGGAGUUAUCGCCUUAUUUCAAAAUUAGAAAACUGAUUACGUCAGCCUUUCUUCCUAAACACGACUACCUCUAAAAUCCACUAGAAGAUCACACGUGAUUCUCGAAACACGGAAUAAACGAAUGAUUGAUCAAACUGUAAGGAACGAGGAUGCUGAUGCUCGUCUCUAUUUCUUGUUUUUGUCAACAAACCGCAAGAAGCAAUUUUCUGCUUACCAAAUUGAGAGCUUCUCACACCGAUUAAAAAAACCAAGCUAUUUUGUAAACUAUUUUCAUUUUUAACACAAAAUAUUACACAUUAAAUAGCUGUGAUUAGUUUCUUAGAUAGUGAGAAAGAAAUAGCUGGUGAGGUACUGUUUUCGACUGCGUUGGUCCAUGUGAUGGAUGUUAGGGGAAAGACCUUUACCUGUCGAGUAUAACUAGAUAAUGAUUCUCAACCUAACCUUAUUGCAGAUGAGUUGGUAACAAAAUUACAUCUACAGAAAAAAGGUAUUGGGAAUCAUUCCUCUAAUGUUGGUGAAAGGAAUUUGGUCGACAUGCGCUCUUAUCCCUUGUUUGGUAGUACCAGAAAUAGGUGGUUUAAAUCCUUUUAGUAGAUUAAAGACGUUACACUUAAAUAUUUCAAAAAACAUACAGUUGGCUAAUCCUAGUUUUAAUCAACCUCAAAAGGUUGACCUUUUAUUAGGUGCAGAUGUUUUCUUUGGAUUAUUAUGUGUUGGACUAAUUAAGUUGUGUGAUGGUCAACCGACAUUACAGAAAAACAGGGUGGGGUGCUUGGUGACAGGUUCUUUGUGGUCGGGGGCACAAGGUGGACAAAAUAAUCUAAAAAGUAUGCAUAUUAGUCUAAAAGAACUUUAAAGUCAGUUGGAGAAAUUUUGGGACUUAGAAGAGGUUGGUACACAGGGACAUUUUUCUCUGGAGAAGAGGGAAUGCGAAAAAAUAUUUGUGAAAACUACUUCACGGGGUUCUGAUGGAAAAUUUGUAGUUGAUAUCCCUUUAAAGGAAUCGGUGAAAAUUUUAGGAGAUUCGACGCCACUCGUUAAUAUGCAGUCGUUAGAUAAAAAAGAUAGUUAGAAAAUGGUUGUUGGUUAAGUUGUAACGAUUAUUGUAUUCAGUAAAAUUUGAUAAAAUUGGUUUUGGUUUUCAUUCAAUAAUUAGGGAUAGAAAAUUCUUCAAAUAAAAGUUACUUCUUAUAUUAUUAUCAAUAAUUUUUGUUUUAUACAAAAUUUUCCUAAAAUGGUCCGUAUUCGAGAAAUUUGACAAAAUGUAAAAAAAUAUUUUUUUUAUAAAUAUUGUUUAAAUAAAAGUUGUUUGUAAUAUUAUUCUCUAUAAUUUUUAUUCCAUACAUAAUUUCUCUAAAAUGGACCGUAUUCCAGAUAUUUGAGAAAAUGUGUAAAUUUAGAAAUUUGAAGAAAACUCAAAAACGGAUAAAGAAAAAACAUUAAAUUUCAAACUUAAGUUUUAUUUCGGCCUGACGUGAAAAGAUUAGAUUUUGGACAAAGUCGGAACAUCUGGGGGGUACUUUAUGGGAGGCCGUUUUUAUAUUUUAUUGAAUAUAUCUGUUCUUUAUGUUUGGAGAAAAAAAUUCUUCAAAUAAAAGUUACUUCUAAUAUUAUUAUCUAUAAUUUCUGCUGCAUGUCAAAAUUUCUUGAAAUGGUCCGUAUUUGAGAAAUUUGACAAAAUGUGCAAAAUUCUGAUUAAAAGUUGUUUGCGAUAUCGAUCUCUAUAAUUUUUGUUAAUACAUGAUUUUUCUAAAAUGGACCGUAAUGAACAAAUUGUAGGAAAUUUAAAUUUUUCAGUAUUUUCGUUUUCAAUUAAUAUCUAUAGGAAAAUGUUUCGAGGUAGAUGUAUGUGGACAAUGUAUAUAUUUAGUUUAUCCUCUAAACAUUUAUAGAUAUGCUACAAUAGGUUGUACAAAAUAACCGGAAAAAGCCUAUAACUAGAUAGGAAAGUCAUGUGUUGGACACAUCAGAUUUUUUAGAUUCAAUGACUUAAUUGAAACAUGAUAAUCAGCCACACCAAGGAAUAUCCUUAAUACUUAAAAAAAAGGUAUGAGACUAAGCAGAUUGAUACAUCACAUUGUGGUGCGAAGACGUGGCUUGUACGAAUUUGAGGUAUCAGUUGAUCGAAAACAGUGGGAGAAAAUAAAUUUAAUUUUGCAUAGCCAUCACAGAUAGCCAUAUUCCGUACCACAAUCCGUCAUGCGUGAACUCGAUGGGAUUUAGUCGGCUAAGUAUCACAUCUCUGUGGUUUUUUGUAUCAUUAGAAAUAUUGACAGGGUGUUCUAACACCUUUUUCCUAGGCCAGGGAGAAUAAAUGAAAAAAUAAUUUAUAGUAAAUAAAGAUUGAAAACUUUUAUAUACUUUUAAGAAUUUUAUUAUCUCAGCCAUAGUUUUAUACCAAAAUAAAAAUAAACUAAAAUUAUACAUUAACAAUACAUUCAUAAAUUUACCAAAUUUAUAACAUUCAUCGACUCUCUCCUGGCUAAAAUAUUAUUUAUCUAUCUAUACAGCUCUAUUUCAUCUAUUUUUAGACUUCAGUCUCCUUCUGAUACUACCAGUCCUUCUUAUUCAAUGUAGUAUGCAUGGUUUUCAGAAUAUUAAGUGUUAUACCUAUCUGAUGUUGCGCCCUGUAAAGUUCAUCUUCAGUACAGCUGCUUAUCUGACAUCUGUCUCGAUGUCAAUCUUGAUUGAACAUCCGUUUCUUGCCUAAUAGACCUAUACUCAACCAGAAGUCGCUUAGCAAAUGUCUAAUCCGGCCAAAAUACAGCCUUGGUAAACAAAUAUAUAUUUUACCGCUGGUUUCAUUACAAUGACCGAUGGUUUAAUAUGAAAAACUUAAGUAAAGUGUAAAAUUAUAUCUUCCUAGUAUACUCGUAUACACUUGAGUAUUUGCCUAUAUUAUUUUUGAUUGAAGUCGUAUGCAGUUAAAAAUGUCGUUUCUUAAUAAAAAAAUAUGUUAUUUUGAUAUUUUAUUCAACUCAAAACAUUUUAAUUGUUAUUUUCCAUUCAUAUGGCUUAUACCGGACCUGUAUGUACUCUAGUAGCUAACAGUGUUGCCGUCAGUUGCCGCCACAUAUUCAUUAGAGACAUACGUUUUAUUAAACUCAUCGUGUUACGUAUUUUUUGACAUAAGGAGAAAGAAAUGUCGAAUGAAAAAUCGAUAAUGCGAAAUUUUCUAACCUAAAACAAAUCGUGAUUUUCGCGAAUAAAAUUGAGUUGGAUCUUAACAAAAACUAUUUAACAAGAAUGACAGUAAUAAAAACAAAAUUUUGGUCGCUAAGGUAAGUGAAAUAGUCAGGAAGAUAACGGUACAAUCUUUAAUUCAGUUUUUUUUUUUUUUUUCGAAAAAAUAAUUUCCAUAGUGU
Molecule: messenger RNA, 3623 nt
Organism: Psylliodes chrysocephalus
Lineage: Eukaryota; Metazoa; Arthropoda; Insecta; Coleoptera; Chrysomelidae
Source: the annotation of a GenBank genome assembly